AUGUCAAUAUCACGAGUUGGUGACCGAAAUCCCGGCGUCUAAAAUCAAUAGAACCGAACCGAUUGUGACGUAACAGAUCUUGUGACUCCGGUUCUUUGAAUAAAACACCUGUGUUUUUGCUGUAUGUCUGUCUGUCAGUAUCGGAUAUUAGCCAGAAUGUCUACUGAAAAAGAAACACUACAACGGCGUAGCCAGCCGGUACCAGGGGAACAACAAGCCCCACCAGCCCAGCCCCCAUCGGGCUUCACACCCAACCCACAGGGCGCUAAUCCAAACAGGCACCUGCCGCCACCAUUACACGGGGCUAACCUUCCAUCACAACCACAGAAUCUACCACAAGGUGGCUAUCAACAACAGCCGCAAUAUAUAUACCCACAAGUACCACAAUACGUUUUGCCCCAGAACCCUUUGUUGUCACAGCAACCACCUACGGGAUACAUUCGUUACAAUCUUAACCACCCAGUUAUGUUUUGUCCGACGCCAGCUCCAAAGAAAUCCAUUUUAGAGGCGUAUCUGCUACUGAUUGUGCUAGGCUUGUUCGGAGGACACCAUUUCUACCUUAGACGUCCUGUAUGGGGUAUUUUGUACUUUUUCUCCUUCGGAUUACUUGGCGCAGGAUGGCUGAUUGAUAUUUUUAGACUUCCGGUUUUGGUGUCACGAUGUAAUAACGACGCUUCACAACAAAACCCAAACCUAGCUAAGAAAAAGCAUUUAGAUGACGCAUAUGUGCUCUGGUUUCCAGGCGGUUUUCUAGGUCUACAUCAUUUCUACUUGAAUAACAUUGGCCUCGGAGUUCUGUAUUUGUUCACUUUCGGACUCUUCGGUGUUGGUUGGUUAAUUGAUGCCUGUCUGAUGCCAUACCAUGUUAAGAAAGCCAACUCAAACAUUCCAGAUUGCAUUGAGAAAAGCGCAGCCGCGACUUGCAUCCUAGCUGUUUCUCCUGCGGGACUUCUCGGGGCUCAUCAUUACUAUUUAAAUAGAAUCGGGUUCGGGCUUCUCUAUACUUUUACUUUUGGUAUUUUCGGUGUUGGUUACAUUGUUGAUUGGUGUCGUUUCCCAAUCUUGCUUAAGCGCUAUAACAAAAGUAAAGAAAUUGGUCAUACUUCUCACAAACACCUCGAUGACGCCUAUCUCCUUUGGUUUCCACUCGGAUUUCUCGGGUUUCAUCAUUUCUACCUGAACAGACCUGUUUGGGGGCUUCUGUACAUGUUUACCUUCGGUUUGCUCGGCAUUGGGUGGCUGAUUGAUUUAUGCCGGAUGUGGAAGUUGGUAGAAAAUUGUAACAAAGAAAUCGAUGAAAGAGUGCAUCUUACCCGGAAUAAUCGGAGUGUAGCUAAUCCCAACUAUAUUCAAGGACAGUAUUAUGGCAACAUGCCGACAACAACUGUUGGCGGUCAUGUGCCGGUCAGCUACGGUCAGUUUGGUCCCUGUCCACCGGGAUAUUCCAACCCACAUCCGGGGAUUUAUCCAACACAACAAAACGGAUAUGGUGCAGUUCCUGGAAUGAAUGACCAACCCCCUCCAUACGAGGCCGCGUCAAUUCCUACCAAAGGUCACUAGUUCAAAGGUCAAAGUCGCGAUAUAAUGGCCUUUAUGCAAUCGACGUCACUAGCGUCCAAAGUUUGUUUUGGAAUUUGUUACAGGUGUAUUUGAUAUUUCUAGGAUUAAGAAAGUGUCUGAACUUUCUAGUGUGGGAACUUUGUAUAAUGCAUACAUCAGAUGUUAUUUAUAGCUAUAUCCGAUGUUGAAACUCAUUUUAUCAUCAUUUAAAGUUAUGAUUGACGGACCUGUUGUAUAAUAGCAUGGAUUGUUCAAAUUGCUACAAAUAUGUCUGAGCUAGAAGAUAAAUAUAGCAUAGGCUUACUUAAAAAAAAAACCUGUUUUAGAAUAAAUUGAUGUUUUAAAAUAGUUUUAAUGCAAAUAUUUUUUAUAUAUUAAAGUAAAGUUUUUUAGUACAAUAACGAUUAUAUAGCCUAUCUGUAUGUUACAUGUACGUUUCGCUUGAGCAAUAAAAGCGGUUUGUUGU
Magallana angulata is the source of this 2026-nucleotide messenger RNA. RefSeq lists its product as uncharacterized. NCBI's taxonomy places the organism in Eukaryota, Metazoa, Mollusca, Bivalvia, Ostreida, Ostreidae. The record is from RefSeq and is a predicted model, not a curated record. The transcript has 5 exons. Bases 124 to 1560 code for a protein of 478 amino acids.